This is a messenger RNA of Moneuplotes crassus, 1554 nucleotides long. NCBI's taxonomy places the organism in Eukaryota, Ciliophora, Spirotrichea, Euplotida, Euplotidae. The record is from the annotation of a GenBank genome assembly.
GUUAUGGUAUUCCUACCAAGAGCCCUCUGAGUCCGUCGUUAAAGGCGAGUAUAACACUUGAUAAUAGAAAAGAAACAUGGAAAUAAGAGUGAGCUUAUCCAGAGUAUCAACCAGUUUAUCCGUAAGAGUUCCGAUCAAAAGAAUAACAUCCAACAAAGCAUCCGAGAGCAAAUGAGGAUCAAGGAUAAGAUCCAUGCCCAGACCAAAAAUGUGAACCUUCAGAAAGUCCUUAAUAGAUAUAAGUGCAUCACAAAGGAGAAUCCUCGGCAAAGCACAGGGAGGGGUAUGUCCCUUGACCAUUUAAAGAACUUCAAAUCUAUCAGGAAUAAAGAGAGAGCUAAUAUUAUCUCAAGAGAGUUAUCAAAUAUUACUUCAAACAAAGCAAGGAAAUCCCUUGAGCCUUUGCAACUAGAUAAAGAAGAGUUUUCCCCAGAGACAUCCUCGCCUCUAGGAGGAAGGCUUACCUUUGCAAAGAUGACCAGGACAGGCUACAUUCCUGUUUUGCCAGAAACAGGCUUCAAGAAGAAGCAGAACCAAGACUCAUCAAUAAUUCUUCAAAACUUCUUAGGAAUUACGAAUAACUACUUCCUUGGUGUUUUUGAUGGGCACGGAACCAACGGGGCCAAAGUCUCAGGGUUCAUCAAGAAUGCUAUACCUGAAGAAAUCAAGAGGGCAUAUGAGGAGCUCACUUCUCCUGUAGGGACUGACAUCAACUCAAACUUUAAAACGAUGACUGCAGGGUUCAUUAACAAGGACAAAUAAUCCAGCUAGGCUAGAUACCUAUCAGAAUUUAAGAUUUAGGACAAAAAUUAUCGAGCAGAGCAUUGAUAAUGCUCAAAAGAAAUUAAAAUAAUCGUGCUAUUGAUAUUUAAAUUCUCUGGAUCAACUGCCAAUAUCUGCCUCGUUGGGCCUGACCAUGUUCUUACAUGAGCUAAUGUAGGAGACUCACGCUCAAUUCUGAUAAAAUGUCAUAAUGAAGGUACCAAACAGGAAGUGUGGACUUGAAAAGCUCUCUCUAGAGAUCACAAGCCUGACCUUUCAGAUGAGAAAUAGCAGGAUUGAAUCAAACGGAGGAAGGGUUGCUUGAUUCAGAGAUUCAAAUAAGAAAAAUAUAGGGCCUCCCAGAGUCUGGCUCAAAAGGGCACAAAUCCCUGGUCUCGCAAUGAGUCGAUCCUUUGGCGAUGAAGUAGCUUGCUGUGCUGGAGUAACUCAUAAGCCAGAAAUACAGCAUUGCCCUUUAACUCAGGAAGAUAAAGCUGUAGUACUAGCUUCAGAUGGAGUUUGGGAAUUCCUUUCUAACAAACAAGUUACUAAUAUACUUACAAACUAUAUCAAAGCACAUAAACCCCGCAAAGGAUGUGAAAAAGUUGUUUCUGAAAGUGUGAGAUUAUGGAAGCUAAGAGACUCUGUAAUAGACGACAUCACCAUCAUUGUGGCUAUCCUACCAUCCUCGCAAGACACUGGAAUCAGAGGAAAAGGAGUGUAUAGCUCUUUAUCCUGAAAUAGACUUCCAUCGUGAUAAUCCACACUCUGAUUUUUAGUACAAAUAUUAUG